AUGGCAGACGAUGAUCAAUUCAAUCUAGAUACAGAUAGUGAAGAUAUGAAUGAGGAUGAAGAUGAUGAUGAAGAAGAAGAAGAAGAAUCCGAUGAUGAUACAGGAUUUUUUCCAAUCGAUGAACCUAUUGUACAGUCUUCACAAUCAAAUCAUGUAACAACAACAACACGUACUUCAUCUGAACAGUCAACAAAUAAAUAUUCUACUGGUCAUAGUGCAUCAAAUAAUUAUCCACAAGAUAAUAAUUUUGAAUAUGUUGUAUUAUCACAAGAAGAAAUAGUCAAAUAUAUGGGUGAUUGUAUAAAAGAAGUGAAUGAAGUUAUAAAAUUACCAUUUACAACAGUACGUUUAUUACUUCAUCAUUUUCGUUGGGAUAAAGAAAAAUUAAUGGAACGUUUCUAUGAUCCCAAUCAUCAAGAUGAAUUAUUUCGUCAAGCACAUAUUGUUAAUCCUUUUAAAAAAUCUCUUCCAUUACAAACUCAAUUAUCAAAUUCUUCACAUCGUCCAACAACAAACACAACCACAACCACAACACGUCGUCAAACAUCAAUAACAAUACCAACAUCUUCAUUUAAUUUAUCAACAACAACAAUAGUAAAUCCAUUAAAAUCGCCAUCACAAGAACAAACAUGUAUUAUAUGUUGUUCAACAAAACCAUCAGAUCAAAUGACUGGUCUUGAAUGUGGACAUAUAUUUUGUAUUAUUUGUUGGCAAUAUUAUUUAACAACAAAAAUUCGUGAUGAAGGUAUUGGACAAACAAUACCAUGUCCAUCAAAAUGUGAUAUCCUAGUCGAUGAUAAAACUGUUUUACAAUUAAUUCAUGCACCUGAAGUUCGACGAAAAUAUCAACAUUUAAUAACAAAUUCAUUUGUUGAAUGUAAUAGAAAUAUGCGUUGGUGUCCAGGAACAAAUUGUACAAAUGCUAUUAAAGCAUCUUAUUGUGAUGUAGCAAUGGUUGUAUGUACAGGAUGUAAUACAUCAUUUUGUUUUCAAUGUGGUCAAUCAUGGCAUGAACCAAUAAAAUGUAAAUGGUUAAAAAAAUGGCAAAAAAAAUGUCAUGAUGAUAGUGAAACAAGUAAUUGGAUUGCUGCAAAUACAAAAGAAUGUCCUAAAUGUCAUGCAACUAUUGAAAAAAAUGGUGGUUGUAAUCAUUUAAUAUGUAAAAAUCAAGCGUGCAAAUAUGAAUUCUGUUGGGUAUGUUUGGGUGCAUGGGAACCACAUGGUUCAUCAUGGUAUAAUUGUAAUCGUUUUAAUGAAGAUGAUGCAAAAAAAGCUCGUGAUGAUCAAGAACGUUCUCGUGCGGCAUUACAACGUUACUUACAUUAUUAUAAACGUUAUCAUAAUCAUCAUGAAUCAUUAAGAUUAGAAAAUAAAUUAUUAGCUGAAGUACAAAAACGGAUGGAAUCUAUGCAACAACAAAUGAGUUGGAUUGAAGUACAAUUUCUUCAAAUAGCAUAUGAUGUACUUCGACAAUGUCGUCAAACAUUAAUGUAUACAUAUCCAUUUGCAUUUUAUCUUAAACGAAAUAAUCAUUCAAUUAUAUUUGAACAAAAUCAAGCUGAUUUAGAACAUGCUACUGAAGAAUUAUCAGGUUAUUUAGAAAGAGAUUCACAAACAACAACAAAUUUAACUGAAAUGAAACAAAAAGUACAAGAUAAAUAUCGUUAUUGUAGUACACGUCGAAAAGUAUUAUUAGAUCAUGUUACUGAAGGUUAUGAAUGUGAUUAUUGGGAAUAUAACGAGGAUGGAUAA
Adineta steineri is the source of this 1752-nucleotide messenger RNA. The record is from the annotation of a GenBank genome assembly. NCBI's taxonomy places the organism in Eukaryota, Metazoa, Rotifera, Eurotatoria, Adinetida, Adinetidae.